Messenger RNA from Parastagonospora nodorum SN15, 318 nucleotides. RefSeq lists its product as hypothetical. The transcript is spliced from 3 exons. NCBI's taxonomy places the organism in Eukaryota, Fungi, Ascomycota, Dothideomycetes, Pleosporales, Phaeosphaeriaceae. Bases 1 to 318 code for a protein of 105 amino acids. The record is from RefSeq and is a predicted model, not a curated record.
AUGAACGGUCCCGCCAACGGUCCGAUCACCGGUCCUUUCAUCUCCAAGCCUUGCGCAUCCGACGAGGCUCUGGAGACUGUAGAAAACUCCCACAUCUCUAUGGCGAAGUAUAAAGUCGGACGCCACGUCUACGGUUGCGGUCAUGGUUAUGAUAGCGUCUGCUUACGUGCCCGCUGCCGAUUCUUCGCAGCCGUCGAGCCAGAGAAUCCUAACGCUGUCAACUAUUGCGAUAAUAUACGGCGCGAGAAGGUACUGAUCCCAUUCCUCGCUUGCCGCGAUGAUCUAGCAGCGCAAAACUUAAUUCAGCAACCUACCUAG